AUGAGUGGUAAUCAGUUUUCACCAUGGCACGACAUGCAAAAUCUAUUCAAGCUAUCAUGCGCUGAUGCAGAGACCUGUAACCAAAUGACUAGCAUGGAAACACCGGUGCCUCCUCUCCAACGAGCUGACACGGAGAUCAGUACUAGAAAGAUGGCAAUACCGCGCCUUGCAGAAGGCGCUGAGUCGGUCUUCACCUCCCCAGGCAGGUUCCACCGUCGUCAUGUCCGUCGAGCAUGUGAGUCUUGUCGGCAGAGAAAGACCAAGUGCACUGGAGAUAAAUCUGGCUGUCGCAAUUGCCGUGAGGUAGGCAUUAUUUGCUGCUACACUGAUGGGAAGAGAGAGAAGUCCAAGCGGCAACUUGCAAGUCUUUCUGCUAAGGUGCAGGCAUAUGAAGAUGUCAUAAAGAAAUUGAGUGAUCGCUUUGGCGUUUCGGAUGAGAAACUUGUGAACAUUGCUUUGACAGCGGAGCCGUCUUCUGGUCUGGAGCUUAGUUCCGAUGCUGGCACAGGAGUAGGGGAACGAAAGCUUUCCUGGACUUCGGCGUCGGGAUUGGAAUCAUCACCUACUCGGGCCUCAUCUGUUGCUCCAUCAGAGCUACUCGACCACACGGAAGAAGACUUUAACAGAGACGAGACUUCUCGCGCAACGGGAUUCAUUGGGAAGAGCUCCGAGAUCACCUGGCUGCAAAAUCUUAGUAAAGAGGUCACCAAUGAAGUGGAAGGAUGGUCUGCGAGCAUGUCAAACUCAGGGUAUAAUAAUGGUCUACCGUCACCAAAGCUGACUCCUCACCCAGAGAAUCCAAGCGAUCCCUGGUUGUCGUCUUCGAACUACUACCUCGAUGACUUGGAUAUUCCUGCUGCAGAUCCAGGCGAUGCAUCUGAAGUGCCAUCGUGUGAAACAGCUACGAAAUUGCUGAAUACCUACCUGACUUCCGUGCACCCGUCGUUUCCAAUCAUCGGAGUCUCUACAUUUGUAUCGCAAUUCCAGGUCUUCUUCAGUCAGCCGACUCUCAAUCCUGGAAACAAGUGGCUUUCCAUACUCAAUCUCAUAUUUGCAAUUGCUUCCAAAUUUGGGCAGCUGACAGAUGCCGAUUGGAAGGAGGGCGAGGAUGACCAUGAGUUCUACUUCGGACGGGCCAGGACUUUGUCGCUGGAGGGCCAAUUUCUACGCCAUUCUGAUCUCCAGCAGCUUCAGGUGGAGGGACUUGCCUGCUUUUACAUGAUUUCGUCCGGCCACAUCAACCGGGCUUGGAAGCUAUCUGGCAGUGCAGUUCGAGGAGCAUUGGCUCUUGGUCUCCAUCUACGGAACUUGGGAUCAUGCACUUCUGAUACGUCCAAGGAAAUCAGAUACCGUGUUUGGUGGUCCCUAUACACCAUCGAGCACCUUCUCUCAGUCAUGACUGGACGCCCAUCCUGCAUAAUAGAUAGCUCUACCACAACUCCUCUUCCCGUGCCCUUCGACGAAAGUGAGUUCCAAAAAGACGAUGUUGCCCACAUGAUUAGCACCGCCGGACGGAGCCUUUUAAGCCAGGUGGAUCGAGUUCCACUCAGCAAUAGCAAAAUUGCAGCCAACCUAGACUCAUCGACCGACUCUGACAUCACUGAAACUCCUACGGCUAGCGAUACGAAGAUCAGCCGCACAGAAUAUCUCAAGAGCCUUCCACCGUGCAUGUCGCUCUACUUCCUGCAAUUGACUUCAUUGACCAAAAUUGCCAAGCGAAUGACAGUCAAGUUGUACGGCCCAGAGGCCCAGCAGUCCCCAUGGGCUACUACUGAGUUCACUAUUCGAAGUCUGAUGCUUGAUCUGGACUCGUGGUUUAUGGACCUUCCAACUGCCUAUGAUUUUACUUCUACGCAGACAUCUCAAUGCCCUCUUAGCCAACGCAUGAAUCUGGCGUUCCUGUUUUACAGUACCAAGGUGGGGAUUACCCGUCCCUGUCUGUGUCGCCUCGAUCCUGCAUCUGCAGAGGGCGAUAAGACGCAUGAGUCCUGUACCAAGACAGCGACUGAGUGUGUUGAGGCUGCAUGCCACAUGCUCACUCUGUUUCCGGAUACCCCUGACGCGGCCAUGCUCUACAAUAUCUCUCCUUGGUGGUGCACACUGCAUUAUCUAAUGCAAGCAGCUACAGUCCUGCUCCUUGAACUUGCUUUCCAUGCACAACAUGUUCCCGAAAGGGCAAUGAUGGUAUCAAAGGUGGCCAAAAAGGCACUGGACUGGCUUUCGACACUGUCAAAGACGAACAUAGCGUCCAAGCGGGCCUGGAAGCUGUGUGAUGGAUUUCUUCGCCGCCUCGCUCCUCACGUCGGUAUCGAUGUGAGCGAGCUUUCGGAUAAUGAAAAUGAUGAGUCGUCAGUCACUUCUUUCUUCGGCGCUCCCAAGACUACCGAUGCGAGCCAGAUGGUGGAGCUAGAUGAUGUUACCUUUGAUCCAUCUGCAGUUUUGCCCAUCGUCACACCGACUGCAGGUUCUGUUAAUGCGGAUAUGGAUUCUAUCGCAUGUUCACCCAUGGAUCAGUUUGGCCCUCCGCUUGAAAUACCGGUUUCAUUGGAGAUUGAGCCGGAUAUAUUGGAGCAAUUUCAGAAGCCAGAGACUUGUGAGUCUGAGAGAAGUUCUUAUGAUGACUAUUUUCCCUAUGAUCCUGCUACUGGCCAGAUGACGGGCUCAUUCUUCCCUGCUGGAAGUAACGUUGAUUUUGACAUGGGCUCUUAUUGGAAUGAUCCUAUCUAUUGA
Messenger RNA from Penicillium taxi, 2730 nucleotides. Its product is annotated as CeGAL family transcription factor. Gene Ontology annotation, biological process: regulation of DNA-templated transcription; DNA-templated transcription. The record is from RefSeq and is a predicted model, not a curated record. The transcript has 5 exons. Gene Ontology annotation, molecular function: DNA-binding transcription factor activity, RNA polymerase II-specific; zinc ion binding; DNA binding. Bases 1 to 2730 code for a protein of 909 amino acids. Lineage: Eukaryota; Fungi; Ascomycota; Eurotiomycetes; Eurotiales; Aspergillaceae.